Molecule: messenger RNA, 2488 nt
Organism: Zea mays
Lineage: Eukaryota; Viridiplantae; Streptophyta; Magnoliopsida; Poales; Poaceae
Product: E3 ubiquitin-protein ligase hel2
Exons: 7
Coding region: 66-1838 (590 amino acids)
Biological process (GO): rescue of stalled cytosolic ribosome; protein ubiquitination
Molecular function (GO): ubiquitin protein ligase activity; ribosome binding
Source: RefSeq, a predicted model, not a curated record
CGCGUCCUAACUCUUUCAUCAUCUUGCUUGCCGCCGCCGUGGCCGAUCUUCGCUGCCUGCCAGCCAUGGAAGACUUUUGUGCGGUGUGCGCAGAUACGCUGGAGUGGGUGGCCUAUGGGUCGUGCGGGCACCGCGACGUGUGCUCCACAUGCAUCGUCCGCCUCCGUUUCGUGAUGGGCGACAACAAGUGUUGCAUCUGCAAGACCGUCUGCCCCUUCGUCUUUGUCACUAAGGCCAUGGGUAAAUACACUAGAGUGAUCACUGAUUUCUCUGUGUUACCCGCUGGGGUAAAUGAGGGCAAAGCUGGGGAUUUCUGGUACCAUGAAGAUACAAAGGCAUACUUUGAUGAUGCGGACCACUACCGGAUGAUACGGACCAUGUGUCAACUUUCCUGUAAUGUUUGUGACAACGCAGAAGAUCAGGUUGCUCAAGCAAAGCGCAAAAGCAAGUUCAGGAGCAUUGAACAACUGAAGGGACAUUUAUACUGCGUGCAUAGGUUGCACAUGUGCAAUCUUUGUUUGGAGGGGAGGAAGGUGUUCAUUUGUGAACAAAAGCUUUAUUUGAAGUCACAGUUAGCUCAGCAUAUGAAGACUGGCGACUCUGAAGUGGAUGGCUCUGAGGUAGAGCGCAAUGGUUUUGCUGGGCAUCCAAUGUGUGAGUUCUGCAGAAGUUCAUUUUAUGGAGAUAGUGAGCUUUACAUGCAUAUGUCUAGGGAACACUAUUCUUGCCACAUAUGCAAGAGGCAGAACCCUGGUCGUGUUGAAUAUUUCGCGAACUAUGAGGACAUUGAGUUGCAUUUUAGAGAAGAUCAUUUCCUAUGUGAAGAUGAAGCAUGUUUGGAAAAGAAGUUUGUUGUCUUCCUGAGUAAAGCGCAGCUGAAGAAGCAUAAUGCUAUGGAGCACGGUGGGCGGAUGUCUCGUUCUCAGAGGAAUGCUGCACUUGAGACACCUAGCAGCUUUAUAUAUCGCAGAAAUGAGCAAGAACAACGGCGUGGCAGGGGCCGUAAUGCUUUCCAUGAUGGAUCUGAUUGUCAUAUCUCAUCGUCUGCAAAUGCUUUCCAUGAUCGAUCUGACUGUCAUAUCUCAUCAUCUGCAAAUGCUUUCCAUGAUAAAUCUGACUGCCAUAUCCCAUCAACUGCACAAAAAGACCGGGCAGCUGCCGAUGGCCAUGCAGGGCGUCUUGACAAUGUUUCAGAGUCGUUUCAGUCAUUAAGUAUUGGAUCCAGUUCUAGGGAAGCUGAAGUUGGCGAAGGCUCAAGGACUGGACGAGUGCUGGAACAGUUGUCCUUCCGACCUCUUUCUGACCCGGAUAUUCCUGACAAUAGUGUUGAAACCUCAUUCCCUUCAUUAUCAGAGCAGCAAUCCAGUCUCAAUCAGAGUGCAAGGGACGCUCCGAGGCUUGGAGAUGAGUCACUGUUCCCCCCUUUGACUGGGUCUAGUAACAAGAUGAAGCAGCCUGUUUUUACGCCUAAGCGUCCUCGAACUUUUCCUGCUGCCGAGGAUAUCCAUGCUGCAAAGAUGCGCUAUGCUCUGGGAAUGAACGAGGACAUGUACUCUGCGUUCAAAGAGAUCGCUGGUGAAUACCGUCGAGGUACCAUAGAUGCUUUUGAGUAUCUUUCAUAUGUCGAGCAGUUCGGACUGUCGCACCUUGUUCCUGAGAUGGUUAGGCUAUUGCCUGAUUCUCGAAAACAGAGGGAACUUGCUGAUGCGCACUAUACAAAUACACGGUUGAAAAACCUCCAAGAAAAUGGAAAUAAUAGGAAGGGGGGAUUCUUCUUAUCAAAGAAGAAAAGCCUCCAAGAAAAUGGAGGUGGAACUAGCGAAUGGAGGUGGAACUAGCAGAAAAUUCAUAUUACAGAAAGCACUGCCGACGGAUGAUGUGAACAGGGCACAAGCAGAUAAUAUUUAGGACACUUUUAGAAGGCUUCAAUCAAACCAUCUUACUUAGAAAGGAGAAGCUGAGGUGUUGUCCAAGGAUGGGUAUCGAUCUUUCAUGGGGUUCAACCGGCCGCUGCUGGACCCUUCAUCUAAUAUGGACAGUGAAAGUCAUCUAGUGCAACGGAGGAGGCAAUAAGGAACCGAAGAAGACAUCAAGGUUUCUCAGAGCUCGUUCAAGUGACAACUCGUUAGCCAUGCUUGAUUUAAGACAGCCAAGUGCAAGCCAUGAAUGUCCACAAAGGAAAUUACAAGGCCUAGAGACGUGAUUGGUGCUUGGAAGAAGAAGAAUGGUGGGGGGCAGAAACUCUUUUUGAUCAAUUGACGGAAGAGUUAUUGCAACUGUAUUUAGACGUAGUAUUUUUUGAAUUUUGAGAUAGAGUCGUGGUAUUGAAAAAUAUUACAGUAUUUUUUUCCAAGAAGUGUUUGGCAACCUUGUAAAAACACUCUCUUUUGAAUACUAUAAUUUAGUAGUUACUAUGGUUUAGUAGAUAUCAUGGUAUUUAUUUUUGGAGUAUUUAAAACUCCACUCUAAUCUAAAGUUUGUUUAUGUA